CCACUCUGUAUAUCUCUUACAGACAAACUGUCAUGAAAUCGUGUCAAGCUAUUUCUAAAAUUCAUCGAAACUGUCAAAAUUCUUGUUAGACGAUGAGUGAUGAAAAUGCAGAUUCCCAAACGGACAAGAUUGAAGGAGCCACAGAAGAAGUCCAAGUUGAUAAGGCCCCAACUGCAGAAAAGGGGACCAGCGAACGAUUCGUGAUUAAUAAAGUACAGAUAAGACCAGGAAAACCAUUAAUCGGAGGACGGGAAGAUGUAAUUCCAAACUUUUCUACCAGACUGCCAGUUUUGGAAAGUAAAGCUGCUCCUUACGUCCCUAUGCCAUAUAUUUUCAGAGUUCCGUUACCGCCAGUACCAACGAAAAUCAAGAAUCUCAGAGCUAGGAGCCCACCGUUUUAUCUUCUUCUGGAUCAUACUAUAUCUGUUAUUUGGUUGAUAUUUGCAGAAAAAGAAUACGAAUGUCCGCUCGGAAUUGCCCAACUACAGUGGGCCUCAGCUUUCCUGAAAACAAUUCACAACCGCCAAGGUGAAUAUCCUAAAGAUGUAGAAGUUUGUAUCGACGCCAUAGAAGAAAUAUUGUUGAACCAGUACGCUGAGCUUUCGAAAGAAAUGAACACGGCAAAUAAACUGGACGAAAGUGUACAUUAUGUUGAUGGAGCUCUUGGAACAAGUAACAUGGUGAGUAAAAACAUUCCUUUCUCCUUGAACUAUUCGGAAAUGGUGAAACGUUGCCCGCAAAUAAUUGAGGCGCAAGUCCACGGUGCAGUAUCAAUGACUUCGGCAGAAGCUACUGCAGAACUGGAUAAUAUAAAGAAAGCGGCUGGAAAGGAAUCACUCGAAGAACUUGAUACGGUUUCUAAAAACAAAGCCAUCAACGUUUUGAAGAUGUGGAAAACGGACCAAAUGGAAAAAAUACGGGGAGAACUGAGAAGGCUGCGAUCAAUCGAAGACAAAAUGAAAGAUAUUGACAGUCAAUAUACAGAAGAAGAUGAUGCUGACCUGUUGUUCCAUGUUGAUUAGAGUGACAUGGUCAAUGCGAGAAAUUUUAAUCAAUUUCAUGUAAUAAAAAAUAAAAUAAUUACUUGCGA
Molecule: messenger RNA, 1090 nt
Organism: Leptinotarsa decemlineata (Colorado potato beetle)
Lineage: Eukaryota; Metazoa; Arthropoda; Insecta; Coleoptera; Chrysomelidae
Source: RefSeq, a predicted model, not a curated record